CUCCGCCUCGCCACCAUGCACGGCAUGAACGGCUUUGGCAACGGCAAGAUCCACACGCGCCGCAAGUGCCGCAACCGCUUCGUCAAGAAGAACGGCCAGUGCAAUGUGCAGUUUGCCAACAUGGAGGACAAGUCCCAGAGGUACAUGGCGGACAUCUUCACCACGUGCGUGGACAUCCGCUGGCGGUGGAUGCUGGUGGUCUUCACCCUGGUGUUUGUGCUCUCCUGGCUGGCCUUCGGCUUGGCCUUCUGGGUCAUAGCACUGCUGCACGGGGACCUGGAUAACCCCGCCGGGGACGACAACUUCACCCCCUGCGUGCUGCAGGUCAACGGCUUCGUGGCCGCCUUUCUGUUCUCCAUCGAGACCCAGUCCACCAUCGGCUACGGGUACCGCUGCGUGACGGAGGAGUGCCCCGCGGCGGUCUUUAUGGUGGUCUUCCAGUCCAUCGUGGGCUGCAUCAUCGACUGCUUCAUGAUCGGCGCCAUCAUGGCCAAGAUGGCGAGGCCCAAGAAGCGAGCGCAGACCCUGCUGUUCAGCCACAAUGCCGUCAUCGCCAUGCGGGACGGCAAGCUGAGUCUGAUGUGGCGGGUGGGGAACCUGCGCAAGAGCCACAUAGUAGAGGCACACGUCAGGGCGCAGCUCAUCAAACCUCGGAUCACCGACGAGGGGGAAUACAUCCCCCUGGAUCAGAUCGACAUCAACGUGGGCUUUGACAAGGGACUGGAUCGGAUUUUCCUGGUUUCGCCAAUCACCAUUCUCCACCAGAUUGACGAGGAGAGUCCGCUGUUUGGGAUCGGCAAGCAGGACCUCGAGACGGCCGACUUUGAGAUCGUGGUGAUCCUGGAGGGGAUGGUGGAGGCGACCGCCAUGACGACGCAGGCGCGCAGCUCCUACCUGGCCUCCGAGGUGCUCUGGGGCCACCGGUUCGAGCCGGUCCUGUUCGAGGAGAAGAACGUCUACAAGGUGGAUUACUCUCACUUCCACAAGACCUACGAGGUUCCGUCCACCCCCCGAUGCAGUGCCAAGGACAUCGUGGAGAACAAGUUCCUGGUGCCCAGCUCCAAUUCCAACUUCUGCUACGAGAACGAGCUGGCCUUCCUCAACCGGGAGGAGGAGGAAGAGGAGGACAUAGUGGGAGGAGGACGGGUACUCGCUAACCUCAGUCCAGACCGGAGCAGUAGGCAUGAGUUUGAGCGGCUGCAGGCCAGCAGGGGGUUGGAUCAAAGGUCGUACCGCAGAGAGUCGGAAAUAUGACCCAUGUACCUUUGACCAGGGGGAGGUCGACUUUUUGAUACCUUUCUCUGUGAAAAGGGAAAUACGCAGAACAAUGCAAA
This is a messenger RNA of Gadus chalcogrammus (walleye pollock), 1334 nucleotides long. RefSeq names its product potassium inwardly rectifying channel subfamily J member 12a (gene kcnj12a). Gene Ontology annotation, biological process: regulation of monoatomic ion transmembrane transport; potassium ion import across plasma membrane. Gene Ontology annotation, cellular component: plasma membrane. The coding region runs from base 16 to 1254 and encodes 412 amino acids. The record is from RefSeq and is a predicted model, not a curated record. The transcript has a single exon. NCBI's taxonomy places the organism in Eukaryota, Metazoa, Chordata, Actinopteri, Gadiformes, Gadidae. Gene Ontology annotation, molecular function: inward rectifier potassium channel activity.